This is a messenger RNA of Anisakis simplex (herring worm), 399 nucleotides long. The record is from the annotation of a GenBank genome assembly. NCBI's taxonomy places the organism in Eukaryota, Metazoa, Nematoda, Chromadorea, Rhabditida, Anisakidae.
GAAAAUGGCGUCUAUCAACAGACAAGAGCGUGUAAUGAAACUUUACAAAAAUGGGUUUUCGGUGAAUUUGGAUCGCCGAUUUUCAUUUGGGAGAUAUUUUUAGACAUCUUCCUGGCCGUCGUGUUGGUUGCAUUUCUGAAUUAUCAAUUCGAAGCCGCGUUUCGUAUAUCGUUUUUCGGUGACGUUCAAGCACGACGAGACACAGAGAAAAUGCAGGCCGUACGAGACCAAGCUGACUGGCUACUCACCAAUAUAAUCCCUCAACAUGCCGUUGAGUCACUUAAGUCAAGUACAAAAUACUCCGAGAAUCAUGCGAUGACGGCUGUUCUCUUCGCUACCAUCACUAACUGGUCAGAGAUGUACGAAGAAACUUAUGAAGGUUUGUCUUUUAUUAGAUGA